Molecule: messenger RNA, 2428 nt
Organism: Spizellomyces punctatus DAOM BR117
Lineage: Eukaryota; Fungi; Chytridiomycota; Chytridiomycetes; Spizellomycetales; Spizellomycetaceae
Exons: 3
Coding region: 45-2306 (753 amino acids)
Biological process (GO): ribosomal large subunit biogenesis; ribosomal large subunit export from nucleus
Cellular component (GO): nucleolus
Source: RefSeq, a predicted model, not a curated record
ACUUCAAGUCCUUUCAAUGCUUUCGCUAGCGCACACUUACAGACAUGGGGAAGCGUAGCCGGGCAGAAUUUCUUGCCUCCAAUCUCCCUCAACUUCAGAACUUGAUAAAGCGGGACCCACCAUCGUAUCAAGACGAGUUUCUGCAACAAUGGCGGCACUACGAGAGCGAGCUGGCCAUUUUUCGCCUGAAACCGGACUCGGAAGCAAAGGAAUUCGGAGAGCUUAUUACCUUCAUUAGCCACGUAGCGCAAUGUUAUACCCAUCACUGUUCCCAAUUCCCGCAGCAGAUUAUUGACCUACUCUCCAAUAACUACCAAAUCCUGGAACCUGAUCUCCGCAAAACUAUGGUGCAAGCACUGGUCCUAUUGCGGAAUAAGGACCUGAUAUCAACAACAAGUUUACUGUCGCUGUUCUUCACCCUAUUUCGUGCCAAAGACAAGCAAUUACGGUCGCUACUUCACUCUCACAUUGUCAACGACAUCAAGAACGCGAAUGCCAAAUCGAAGAAUAACAAAUUGAACAAGACGCUACAAAACUUCAUGUACACCAUGUUGAAGGAUUCGAAUGAAAUUGCGGCGAAGAAAUCUUUGGAAGUAAUGAUUGACUUGUACAGAAAGAAUGUGUGGAACGACGCGAAGACUGUGAACGUUAUUGCCGAGGCAUGCUUUUCGCCAGUUUCCAAAAUUGUGGCGCCCGCCUUGCAUUUCUUCUUGGGCUCAAACGACACAAAAGAUGAUGAACAGGAUUCUGACGGGGAUGUGCCUGACAUAUCCGCGCUAUCUCAUACGUUGAGCAUAAAUAAGAAAAAGAAAUCUAGAAAGAACGCAAUGGAGAAGGCGAUGGCGACCGUGAAACGUAAACAAAGGGCAAAAGCAAAAGCGGAAACGUUCAACUUCUCAGCACUUCAUCUAUUGAACGAUCCCCAAGGCUUUGCUGAGAAAUUGUUUUCCCGGCUCAAGCAUACAACUUCGACGAACGCCUUCCGCUUUGAACUACGCCUCCAAAUGAUGAACCUAGUGUCGCGUCUCAUCGGCGUGCAUAAGCUGAUUCUCUUUGGGUUCUACGAGUAUAUCAUCUCCUUCUUGAAGCCGCAUCAACGAGAAGUCACCGCAAUUUUGGCUUACGCAGCGCAAAGCUCCCACGAACUUGUCCCCCCUGAUGCCAUUACUCCGGUCGUUCAAGCUAUAGCCGAUAAUUUCAUAUGGAACAACGUAUCAUCGGAGGUGGUUACGGCUGGUCUAAAUGGACUGCGGGAAGUUUGUGCCCGCUGUCCCUUAGCCAUGUCCGAGACACUGUUGCAGAGUUUGAUAGAGGAUUACAAAAAUACUCGAGAGAAGGGGCCAAUGAACGCUGUGCGAUCUCUGCUCGGGCUCUACAGGGAAAUCAACCCGGAAAUGUUACGUAAGAAAGACAGAGGAAAGGCGGCGGUGGUGAACCUAAAAGACUUCAAAGCUCCCAAAUACGGCGAAGUCCAUGUUGCAGAUGGCAUUGAGGGUGCAGAAUUUUUGCACUCUAGAAGUAACGGUGAAGCUGGCUUGGAGCAGGAUGCUCAAUUGAAUGAGGAUGAGGAAGAAUCGCUGGAUAACGAAAGCGCAGAUGAGGAAGAAGAAGAAGAGGAAGUGCAAGGCGAAGAUGGUUGGGAAGGGUGGGAAGAGGCGUCUAUGGACGGUAGUGAGGACGAGGGUAGUGACGAAGAUGAAGACGAGGAUGAGGACGAGAACGAGGGCGAGAACGAGGAGGAGAAUGGGGAUGAGGCGAUCAAGCAAGCAGCCGCUGAAGAGAAAGACUUGCAAGCGGAUGAGGGGCAGGUCGCUAUAGAAAACGGAGAUAUCCCGUCACCCCCGAAAAGAAAAAAGCUCGGGGUUGCAACUGAAAAGAUUUUUACGGACGAAGAUUUCCGCAAACUGAGGAAGAUUCAGCAGCUGAAGGCUGCCCAACGGUUAGCUGGCCUCAAGCCGUCUGAGGUGGAGGAAGAGCUGGAUUUAGCCUCUGAUGAAGACAAUCUCGAACAGGACGAGGACAAGGACGUUGUGGACGUGUCUCGCAUCAUGCGCGGUAUUAAGCGCAAGGACGACUACGAAGCACGAUUGGCAUCCAUCAAAGAAGGUCGAGAAGGAAAUGAGUACAAAUCCAAGAAAGGCAAAGAGGAGCGGAGCAGCUUAACCAACCGAGAGAAGUCAAAGAAAAACAAGGCGUUUAUGAUGAUGGUACAUAAGAAAAGUGUCAAGGGGAAAGCAAAAAGAUCGUUGCGAGAAAAGCAAAAAGUAUUACGGGCGCACAUCAAGAAGCAAAAGAUGAAAAAGUAAUGAGCUAGAUAUUGCGUAUAGUUGAUUCGCUCAUUAUCCUAUAUACGUUUUUGUACAUAUUCUUUGUUAUGUAUAUUUAAAUUAGAAUACAGAUCUAGCCUUUUGCGCAGUGGAAAAUCAAA